AUGAAGUGCCUGGUGCUAGUUGUUUUAGCUGUUGCGGCAGCCAACGCGGCGCCUAAGCCGAUUGGUGUGAGUGGACUAAUGAAUGGUGGCUUAGGUAUCGGCGGGGGCUUUGACGCUGGUAUCCGAGGUGGUGGUAGCCAGUUCGCUCAAGGAGGACAAUAUGGAAACUCUGCCUUCGGGACUGGUAGUCAGGGUUACGGCAAUGAAGGCUUCCAGCAAGGAGGCGCCUCGAUGGGUUACGACAGAGAUCACCAAGAAAGUAGCUUCAGUUCGAUGACGCAAGGUCACCAGUCAUCGAGUCACGAACGCGGGGGAUCCCAGCAAUACGGCAGUGCCGGAGGCAGCAGCGGAGGUUUCGGAAACUUCGCUGGUGGACAGAACAAUUUCGGCAGCGGCUUCAGUGGCGGCUCGAGCGGAUUUUUAGGCUAA
Molecule: messenger RNA, 429 nt
Organism: Diatraea saccharalis (sugarcane borer)
Lineage: Eukaryota; Metazoa; Arthropoda; Insecta; Lepidoptera; Crambidae
Source: the annotation of a GenBank genome assembly